AUGUGGAGCGGGAAGAAAGAGGGAGGCAAGGGAGCGGAGGGAGGAGGAAUAAUAGGAUCGGUAGGUAAAAAGGGAAAAGAAAGAAGUGGAAGUCUAGGGAAUAUAGAAGAUCUACUGAAGAGGAAAAAAAGGGAGUUAGAGGAAAAAACGGGAGAAGGGAGCGGUGAGAUCUUUAAGAGAAGCAACAAGACAACGAGAUCACCGGAAAAAGGUGGUGAAGAGGAUGGAGAGAAGGAAGAGAUCAAAAGAUUGUUGCAAGAUAUGUGGCAAGAAAUGAGGGAGAUCAGGGAGGAAAUAAAGGAACAGGGAGAGAGGAUAAGAGGAGAGAUGGAGGAGAUAAGGAGAGAUUACAAGAUACAGAUGGAAAGGUGGAAAAGAGAGAAGAAAGAAAUGAUAGAGAACAUGGAAGAGGAAUGGGAUGUAAUAGUGUUAUCAGAAACAUGGAUGGAAGAGGAAGGAUGGAAGAAGAUGAGAAGGUACCUACCGAAAGGAUACGUAUGGGGAGUGCAAGGAGCAAGUAGAAAGAAGAAGAGAGGAAGAGCGAAAGGAGGCAUGAUUAUGGGGAUAAAAAAGGAGAUUGCAGAGAAGGGAGGAAUGAUGGAGCUGAGUAAGGAGGGCUUUGUGGUAGGAAGAAGUAAAGAUAGGGAAGGAAAAUGGAGGGUGAUAGGAGUAGUACGUAGGAGAAGAGGAGGAGGAGUUUACACGAUAAUAGGAGGAGAUUUUAAUGCGAGGACAGGACAAGAGGGGGGUAGAAUCAGAGAUAAGGAGAAUGCGGAAGAGGAGAGGAAAGAGGAAAAGAAAAGAAAGUCGAAAGACAAAUUAAUCAAUGCAGAGGGAAGAAAACUACUGGAAUUCAUGGGAGAAAGAGGUUGGAGCAUAAUGAACGGUAACACAAAGGGAGAUGAGGAGGGAGAAUGGACUUUUACAGGAGGAAGAGGGAACACGGUUAUAGAUUACGUAAUUGGGAAUGAGGAUAGCGGAGAGAAGGUGAGAAGGUUAAGAAUAAGAGACAAGGUGGACUCAGAUCAUCACCCAAUAGAAGUGGAGAUAGAAGGAUGGCAGAGAAGAGAGAGAAGAAAGUCGAGAGGAGGGAGGAGAGGAGUAUGGAAUGAGGAGGGCCGGAGGAUUUUUGAGGGAAAAGUGGAGGAGAUAGGAGAAAUAGGAGGAGGAGAGGAAGAGAUAGAUGGAGAAUGGGAAAGAAUAGAGGAGAGGAUGAAGGAAGUAUUAAGAGCAACAGAGGAGGACUGGAGGAAAGGAAAGAAGGAGAAAAGAGGAUGGUGGGAUGGGGAGUGCAGAGAGGAGAAAAGAAAG
This is a messenger RNA of Nylanderia fulva, 1311 nucleotides long. The record is from RefSeq and is a predicted model, not a curated record. NCBI's taxonomy places the organism in Eukaryota, Metazoa, Arthropoda, Insecta, Hymenoptera, Formicidae.